GAUAUAAUAACUCUCAAGGUUGUUUGUUAGUAGUUAUGGCGGAUACAGAAAAUCAAACUUCGGUUGUAACCGCAACGUCUGCGUCUAAUUCACCGCAGGUUUCGUCGUCUCCAAUAAAUAAAAAGGAAAAAAAAGCUAAAAAUCCUAGGACCAAACCAUCUCAUCCACCGACUUCGGAAAUGGUAAACAAUGCGAUCAAAGGUUUAAAGGAACGCGGAGGCUCAUCUUUACAAGCAAUUAAAAAGUACAUUGCUGCCAAUUACAAAGUUGAUGCAGAAAAAGUAGCGCCAUUCAUCAAAAAAUAUUUGAAAGCAUCUGUAGUAUCGGGAUCUUUGGUACAAACUAAAGGUAAAGGAGCUUCCGGAUCGUUCAAGUUAGCUUCGGCAACUUCGACUGGUGGUACUUCGGCUAAAACGAAUGCUAUUGACAAAAAGAAAAAGAAGUUGGCUAUCAAAGCCGACAGCGGACUCACUGCCGGAGGGAGUUUCCUCCCCGGUUAA
Molecule: messenger RNA, 500 nt
Organism: Diorhabda sublineata
Lineage: Eukaryota; Metazoa; Arthropoda; Insecta; Coleoptera; Chrysomelidae
Product: histone H1-like
Exons: 2
Coding region: 36-500 (154 amino acids)
Biological process (GO): chromosome condensation; negative regulation of DNA recombination; nucleosome assembly
Cellular component (GO): nucleus; nucleosome
Molecular function (GO): structural constituent of chromatin; double-stranded DNA binding; nucleosomal DNA binding
Source: RefSeq, a predicted model, not a curated record